AUGAAUUUGAACAAAUUACUGUUAAUGAAAUUAUAAAUGGUAAUGGUAAAGAAUUUCCGGGAUUAAUUAAUAUAAUAUUUCAAUAUCUCGAAUCAAUGAAUAUUGAUAUUGAAACACGGUAUCAUUUGGGAAAGUAUCUUGAGUUUAUUAGCAUGCGCGCUAGCGGCAAAAUCCAGACAACGGCAACAUGGAUAAGAAAUUUUGUACGAUCUCAUCCAAAUUAUAACAAUGAUUCAAUAGUUUCUCAAGAAAUUAAUUAUGAUCUUAUAAAAAUGGUAGAAGCAAUACAAAAAGGUCAAGUUAAGGCGCCUGAACUAUUGGGUGAAUUUAAAAUUUAG
Messenger RNA from Dentiscutata heterogama, 338 nucleotides. NCBI's taxonomy places the organism in Eukaryota, Fungi, Glomeromycota, Glomeromycetes, Diversisporales, Gigasporaceae. The record is from the annotation of a GenBank genome assembly.